Messenger RNA from Sinocyclocheilus rhinocerous, 1122 nucleotides. RefSeq names its product prostasin. The transcript is spliced from 5 exons. Gene Ontology annotation, biological process: proteolysis. Bases 85 to 816 code for a protein of 243 amino acids. Gene Ontology annotation, molecular function: serine-type endopeptidase activity. NCBI's taxonomy places the organism in Eukaryota, Metazoa, Chordata, Actinopteri, Cypriniformes, Cyprinidae. The record is from RefSeq and is a predicted model, not a curated record.
UUUCAAGUUUACCGUUGUGAAUCGGGCAAAGAUUAUCUGUGCGGACACAGGCCUGAGAGAGUGGUUGCACGUCGAGAUAAACGGAUGAUCGGAGGCCAGAAGGUCAAAGUGAGCUUGUGGCCGUGGCAGGUGUCUGUACAGUACCAGCCCAAUUCAUCUGCCCCGUUCAUUCAGGUCUGCGGUGGAGCUAUCCUCCACCGAUACUGGAUAAUGACAGCAGCUUCAUGUGUAAAUGAGCAGCAACAAAGCCAGUUUUUGAUCCGAGCAGGAAGCAAUAGAUUGGAUGUUAAUGAUAAAUCCACACAGCAAUCAGAAGUCGCCAAAAUUAUUAAACACAAACGAUUCAAUCCUGUCACUUUGCGGUACAAUAUAGCUCUUUUAGAAAUGACGACCCCUUUUGAGUUUAAUGAGUUUGUCCACCCCAUCUGUGUGCCUGAUGAAAACACUGCCGAUCAUAGAUAUGAAUCGUGUCACAUCACAGGAUACAACGCUCAACCUGGUGAUGAUAUUGGCGUACUGCAAGAGGCCAAAGUGGAUUUAAUGUCACGGUCCUUGUGCAAUAAGCCCGAGUAUUGGAACUAUACUGUGGCAGCAGACAUGCUUUGUGUUAGUGAAUUCGGUGGUGGCGUUGACGGAUGUGAGACAAAUCUUGGUGGACCGCUGAACUGCUAUAUCAAAAUUGAGGAGCGCUACUUUUUGAUUGGAAUUCGGGUGAAGGCCACUUCUUGUGGAAAACCUAACCGACCAAAUGUUUAUUUGAAAGUCUACAGCCACUAUUAUUGGAUCGAGCGUGAAAUGAAUAUCACCUCAGAUUAAAUAUGAUUUUGCAAAUACAUAAUGAUAUUUUGUAUAUACAGUCAGUAGGCCUAAUUCAAAUAUACAGCAGAGUGUGCUUGUGUUAUGAUUGUAUUGACGUAAGAGCUGAAGUGAUGAAUAAGAAUCAGAGGGUAUGGUGACCUCUGGUGGACAAAUCUGAAUUUAGCCUGAAGCUUUCAGGAGCUUGUAUCCUGAUGAUUUUAUUUGAUGAUUCCUGGAUUCAUGAAAUGUCAUGUAAAUAAAAGUGGAUUAUUCCUGAAAAAGUGUGUGUGGAUUAUUUGAGGCCAUAAAUAUAAUUUCUUAAUA